Messenger RNA from Nematocida parisii ERTm1, 1056 nucleotides. RefSeq lists its product as uncharacterized. The transcript has a single exon. Lineage: Eukaryota; Fungi; Microsporidia. The record is from RefSeq and is a predicted model, not a curated record. The coding region runs from base 1 to 855 and encodes 284 amino acids.
AUGGAAAACAUUCAUGGAAUAGUGCAGUUAAUUUUAAACGAAGAAGUGUCUGGAGCAGAGAUAGAAAUGGCACUUAGCACCAUAAAAAAAGAAGAGUAUACCAUUCCAGAGCUACUUCUUCAAGACUAUCUAAGAAUAAAGAACAGAGAACUGCGGCUGGAGAGCAUAGGAUAUACAAGUAAAAAAGAAGAAAUAUCCCGGAUAAUAGAGGAGUGCACAGAGUAUCUUACUGCCAUGAUAGAGCUAAACAAGAACAAAGAGAUAGCUCUUUCAGAUAGAAUAGCCACUUUAAUAGAAAAAACUGUUUCCUCUCAUUAUAUAAUAGGAAGAGAGGAGAAGAUCUAUCUAGCGCAAGAGAAAGAGAAGAUAAAGAGCGCGCUGAAUUAUCAGCCAAGCAUCAACACUGCACUGGUCUACAUAUGUGUGCUAAUACUAAGUAGAAUUGAAAUGAUAAAAAUAGAAAAGAGUAUUUUAGACCUUCCACAAGACACGCUGGAUGGUACAUCCCAGAGCAGUACGACAAGGCCGAUUUCUGUGCAUAAAGUAACCAAUCCAAACCACUCAAUAAGAAUAACAGGCCAAACUACCACGGAAGACAUACAAAAUAUGCUAAGAAGAGACAAUUCGUAUACAAUGACAAUAGAGCAGUAUGGAGAAAGAAUGAUGAAAAUGAUGGAAGAACAAGGAAUAUCACUAAAACCAUCCACUUUAUCCAUGGACGAGCCACAAGACACCGACAUACUCACUGAUCUAGACACCGUUAUAAUUAGCGAUGCAGAUAAAGAAAUAGAAAGAAAAAAUAAAGAAAAGGAUGAGUCUAUCUACGGAGAUGGAAAUAGAAUUGGAAGAAAAUAGCUCAAAGUUAGUUUAAAUUAACCUAAAAAAUCGCAUAUGUUUUAAUCAUACCAGAUAACAACUCCUCAGUAAUAUAACCCGAAUUUCAAAUAUGCAAAUUCUACACGUAUAUUUAAUAAAUAAAAUGUAAAUCCAGUAGCAGUCUGAUUCAUACUCUAGUUUAAUGCAGCGCAAUUUUAUGCAUGCCUGCAGAUUACCCGA